AGCUUGCAGUUGCACCGUCACGCUAGGAGGUCAAGGUUGUCGGCGACGUCGACCAGGACGCGCUGCGCCACCGCCCCGCGAAGCGCUUAGCGGUCGCUGAGUUUCGAACAAUCGAUCCUUUCACCUCCCUCUCCUCCUCCUCCGAUUGAAGUGAUGGUGAACAUCGACAUUGUCGCCCAGCUUUUCGCAUCUUGCAUGAAGGACCCGGCGCGUCCAAAGGGCUGCGCAAGAGCUCUCUGCGGCUGCCUUCACCUAUUGGAUGGGGAAGGCAAAGACGACCGCUUCGCGCUAUUCGAACGCUACUUCAGGCCCAACGACGAACACUACGAGCAUCUCCGCAAGACAUACCCUGAGUACUUGAGCGCAUGUGCUGCCUUCCUGAGCCAGCCACGCUCGACUCAGGAUGAAGAGGAACUUGAAGUCUCUUUGCAGAGGUGCUCAUGCUCAGCCAUAGGCACAUUGGGCCGCGAUCAGAGGGUGAUGCUGGGUUGGCUGCAUACUUUUGAGGUCGCUCACAAGUUUGCCCUCGACGAUUUCAUUCAAGCGCUCGUUCGUCACUUAGCCGGCAUACUCCACAAUGCAGUCAAAACAAAGACUGUUGGCGGUGUCUCUGCCAAGAGCGGCCUCAAACGGAACCGCAAAAAGCACGCCGGAAGUCCUCUGUGGCCCGUGGAUGCUAGCCAGCUUCUUCCUCACGGCCUGGAGCAGUCAAUGAAAGGCUACGCCGAUUCCUUCCGCUGGUGCCCACCUGACAGGUUUCAUGACGGCCUUUCGCUCGUCGGCAAUCUUCUUUCCAUCUGCGGCCGAUCCAUGAUUCCCCAUCUGCUCCAGUUCCUCCCCGAUAUGCCGUUAAGAGUCACCGGCCUAACUACUUCUCUUUGCCAAGAGCGCAUGGCGACACUUGGGGCACCUGUCGAUUUUGAAGUGGAACGCAGCUGGGCGUGCACCUUCCUCGUUCUCAUGGACUUUUGCAGAACCAUCAUGAACCUCGGGGAAUGGAAUCCAGCCGACAUCUCGCUGUUCGUUCGCGUGGCUGCACCGUACAAGGGCUCGAUGAAGAGCCUCGGCCUCCUCUUCGUGUGCGACACCAUUCUCAAUCACCUGCCGCCUUUCCGAGAGGGUACCACUCUCUUUGACGACAAGCCUUUUGGCGAGCUCGCCGUCUUCUUCGCUCGCUUCGGCGCAAUGUUUUAUUCUCACAGACCACCCGACGACACUACCGUCUACCACGAGGCAAUCCUCCACCUACACGCGCAACUAACCGACAGCUUUUCGGACCCUGUCCAAGUCGCAUGGGAGGGGUUUGCCUGGCUUUCCACGAUACGUCGCUGCUGCGCGCCGGGAUGCCCCAAGACGUUUGCCUCUGCCCAGCGGACGUUCGCUCGAUGUGCAGGCUGCGGCGUCCCACGCUACUGCUCGCGCGAAUGCCAGAAACAUGCCUGGAAAGACGCGGCGUUUCCGCACAAGGACGUUUGCGCGAAGCUGCGCGCUUUCAAGGAGAGGACGAACCUCGGGAUGAAAGACCAUGCCCUGACUGAAAGCGAGCGCCAGCUAUUCAUCGACGCGUGCAGAGCGGAUGAAGAGCUCACGACGCUCGCUCAGGAGUGUGGGGCACAUUUGUGGGACAUGAGGAAGGCGCGUGGGGACGAAUCUGUACCAGAGGCAUUUGGGGCAUUUCAAGCACGUCUAGCGACCAGAGGUGAUUCAACCACCACGACGAAAUGACCCCUUUACCCACUGUCUCGUAACUGAUGUAUGUAUCUUGGCGAUUCUCGUCUUCGACUUGAGCCAAUGCUCGCCAUUGCACUAGACACUUGGACCGCAUAGUAGUAGACGGAUCCUUCUCCGACUCCAGUGGUCCAACAUUGCACCUAGUACUGUUCAUAGGACUAACGUGUAACGAUCUUAAGUAUCUGUAAGCCAUGCCAUCAGCAUUUUACUGACUCG
Fomitopsis serialis is the source of this 1947-nucleotide messenger RNA. RefSeq lists its product as uncharacterized. The transcript is spliced from 3 exons. Bases 154 to 1725 code for a protein of 523 amino acids. NCBI's taxonomy places the organism in Eukaryota, Fungi, Basidiomycota, Agaricomycetes, Polyporales, Fomitopsidaceae. The record is from RefSeq and is a predicted model, not a curated record.